CUUUCGAAAACGUCAAUCAGCUACCAUAGAACAUGUCUCGUCUUGCUCUAGAUCGGAUCGCCUUGGCCCGAUUGACCCAAAUUCGUGCGCCACGAGCUGCGAACGGCAUUCGCAAUAUGUCCAGUAUCGCAAGGACCAAGUCGCUUGACCAUUUGGUCCUGACUGUCAAGGAUCUCGAGGCCACCGUCAAGUUCUAUGAGUGCGUUCUAGGAAUGAAGCACACGUCGUUUACAUCCGGUGGUCAAGAGCGGCACGCGCUGGUCUUCGGCCAGCAAAAAAUUAACCUCCACAUCAGUGGCAAAGAAUUUGAGCCGAAAGCUCAAAUUGUCCAGCCGGGUUCUGGGGAUCUAUGUUUCCUGGUCGAAGACAACGUGGACGAGGUUGCACGGAAACUGCACGAGAAUAAGAUCGAGGUUUUGGAGGGUGGUGGGGUCGUCAACCGUACUGGGGCAAGAUCGAAGCUUAGGAGCGUCUACGUUCGUGACCCGGAUGGAAACCUGGUAGAGCUUUCCAACGAAACGACUUAAGGCAGAACUACAGGCUCGACUCGCGUCUUUCGACUUUUAAUGGUUUCGUCCGAUGUGCUCUACAAAGCUAUUCGUGUAAGCUUCGGCGAUUGUACUCGAGUCCACAGCCCAAUCCAUUAAUGCAACCAGAUGUAAAAGAAAAUCUGGAAAAAAAAACAUACAACACCGGGGAUUCCCCAGUGGUCACCCACCUGAGUACUAAUCCAGCGCUUCCCAGUUUAUC
This is a messenger RNA of Truncatella angustata, 750 nucleotides long. Its product is annotated as Glyoxalase/Bleomycin resistance protein/Dihydroxybiphenyl dioxygenase. The coding region runs from base 33 to 527 and encodes 164 amino acids. NCBI's taxonomy places the organism in Eukaryota, Fungi, Ascomycota, Sordariomycetes, Amphisphaeriales, Sporocadaceae. The record is from RefSeq and is a predicted model, not a curated record. The transcript is spliced from 2 exons.